CACUGACAAGCCAAUAUCGAGCCCGAAUCUAAGCCAAGAGAUAAAAUACCCGAAAAACCGGAAAACCCGAAAAACAUGUCAACCAGCUUUAAGUCGAGAAUUCCGGAGCGCGUUAAGCACUCGCUGACGGCGCUGCAUGGGCCAAAUUCGCGGGUUACGCGCUCGCGAAGCAUCGCUCGUCCGAAUCGCUGUACACUGUACCGCUCUAAGUUGCCGCUGCCGAUCAGGAUGCUGACCGCUUUGGUCAGGGAGGUACCGCCGGAAGCAGCGGCAGCGGCAGCGGCCACCAGCAGCAGCAGCAGGAGACCGGAAACGGAAAGGGAAACCGAAGCGGUGAUCCGCUCGCUAGUGCGAUGCUCGAUUCCGCCGGCGGUACGCGGCAAUCGCACCUCCUUCCGUCGCAUCCAAUUGGCCCACUGUUCGCCCCAGGUGGCCAGUGUCUCGCUGACGAUGAAGCCCCAAAACCGAUGGCAGAAUGCCAGCGCACUGAGUCCGCCCCAAAAACCCCACACGGUGCAGCAGCCCGUUGCCCCGGUGGUGGUGAAACGCAAGCGCACCGAGGACGAGGUGGUGUCCGCGAAGAGCCUCAUCGAACUGGUGGCCGGAAAAUGGCAACCGGAUAUGAAAAUGAUGCGCUUCCUGUGCAGCGAUCAUCGGCUGAUCAAUGUGCCCAGCCGCCUGAUGUACCGCUACUCGGAAAUUAUGUGCCACCUGGAAAUGGAGGAGCAGCCCAUCGAGCUGCGGGCCAUCCGAUCGGUGACCCUGCUCCGGGUGGUCAUGUGGAUGCAUCAGAAGAGCCUGAACGGAAACGGUGAAGUGCUGACUGCCGGACUCGAGCAGAGUUGCAUUUGCGCCAACCAGGAAAAAGGAAACGGAAAUGAAAAUAACACCGAGAACAGUUGUGAAAUCACUGAGAACAUUCAAGAAAAUGAUGCAAGCAUAACUAUAAAUGCUCAAUCUAUAAUAAACCAAAUGUUUAAUGCAUACAGCGAUAGCGAGGAUGAAACUACUGAGAGCAGUUCUGAAAGCAGUGAGAGCAGUGAGGAAAAUGAUAGUGCCGAUAGUAUCGACUUUGAAAUGAGCAAUGGCUACAGAAAAUACGGAUAUCAGAAUACCAAGAACAGCUGCAAAAGGACAGAAAGAUUGCAUAAUCGAAUUGUUAAGGUCUAUAAUAAAAGAGGAUAUAAAACUGCCGAGAAUAGUUGUGAAAAUUACGAGAAUGCUGAAAAUGUAAUAUACAAGAAACUUAAUGGCUACACAGAAGGCGGAAAUGAAAAGGUCGAGAACUGUAUACUAAAUGAUAUAUGCAAAAUUGCGGACCUUGCAAAUGGGAUGCAUUUCAGAAAUGCAGGGAACAUAACCUCAAACACUGGGAACACUCAGAUGAAAGCCAGAACCGGAAAUGACUUCAAUACGGAAAGCGGAAAUGAGCAAAAUGCAAAUGGCAGCUGUAGUGACAAGGAAAAUACUAUUCACAAUAUAUAUGAAAACAACAGUCAAGAUCGUUUUGUAAUUAGUCCCAAAAAUACUGGAAUUUUCAGGGAGAACAGUGGAAACGGUAUUGAGAAUGGCAAAGAAAAGGGCACUAUCGAAGGCAGUAGUUUAAGUGAAAAUAUAUUUCGUACCAGUGGGAAGCCAAAUUUCAGUGAAAUAAAUCUAAAUGGAAAUGGAAAUGCAAACGAGAACAGGAAUGCAAGUGAACAAAAAGUUCCCAUCGUUGAGAAUUUAAAAAGUGAGGCCUCUGAACUCAGUUCGUGGGAGCAGCGAUUGUUGGGCAGUGAACUCUACCAGUUGGUGGAGCUCAUCCUGGCCGCUCACUAUUUGGGCGUGGAUUCGCUGACCCUGCUGGCCACCCAUCAUUUUGGCGAGCUGAUGGCCCAAAGGACUCGCACGGAAAGGUGCAUCAUGCUGAAGAUUCGCACACAUUUGGCUGGCGUGCGUCAAACUCUGGACAACCAUCGUCCGCGAAUCCAGGAGAUAAUGACGCAGGAGAGGUAUCCGAAUCCGAAUCCGAAUCAUCUGAGGCCGCAGCGAGAAAGUCCAGCUUUUGCUGCGGUCAACAAGGAGCUGCUGCUGGGUCCCAACAAGAUGUCCAGGAUCCGAUCAGCACGAAGAACUGAAGGUCCUUGCGCCAUCGAGACCUCGACCCCACUCUGCUCCAAUAGACAUCGCCACCACCAGAACUGUUUUCACACCAGGUUUUAAUUCGAAAUCCCUUGGAUUGUAAAGGCAAUAGAGAGCUUUUGUACACUAGUUUUUUUGUCAAACCUCUCAGUUUCAUUGUUUCGUUUUCAUUUCAUUUCGACAAUCGGUGUUUUUUCUGUGUUGUGGUUCAUGUGUGGUUGGCCUGUUGCUUAUUCAUCUUAACGAUAUAUUUAAUUGCGUAAUAAAUGCGAGGACCUCGGUUGGAAACUGCUAAGAAGACGCACACCUCAAAGUUGAUUAAUCCGCUGGCAGCGCAACUUUUACUCGACCAAAGCCACGGUGGACACUCAUUUUGGUUUAAU
Messenger RNA from Drosophila subpulchrella, 2507 nucleotides. RefSeq lists its product as uncharacterized. NCBI's taxonomy places the organism in Eukaryota, Metazoa, Arthropoda, Insecta, Diptera, Drosophilidae. The transcript has a single exon. The record is from RefSeq and is a predicted model, not a curated record. The coding region runs from base 76 to 2205 and encodes 709 amino acids. Gene Ontology annotation, biological process: ubiquitin-dependent protein catabolic process.